Molecule: messenger RNA, 1098 nt
Organism: Diospyros lotus (date-plum)
Lineage: Eukaryota; Viridiplantae; Streptophyta; Magnoliopsida; Ericales; Ebenaceae
Exons: 2
Coding region: 200-817 (205 amino acids)
Source: RefSeq, a predicted model, not a curated record
GCGGUCUCCCAAAUACAUCAUCGGUGACUUGCGAGAAACGAAAACUCGAAGCCAUCAAACACAAUAUAUAAACCGGAGAUCCAAAGAGACACGGAUUCGAAAAUAGCAUUCUACUUCUGAAGGAGGAGUCGGCGACGAUCUGUGAAGAUACAUAUAGAGACAGACAGACGAGAAAUUUGAAGAGAGAGAGAGAGGGGGGAUGGUGCUAUGGGAGAUCACACUAGGAACAGCUUACUUCUUGGGAUUGAAGCGGACUUACAGGCUCGCUUUGAAGAUUCAACGCCGCCUCAUUAGCCCAAGGCAUCCAAAGAUCCGUCGAUUCGUCCACGGGCGAACGAGGGCUGCAUUUGAUGUGGCACUUAAGGUUCACAAGAACGUACAGGAAAGAGAUAUUGAAGUUGGUCGGAGUCUGGGCAACAGGAUCCUCCGAUGCCUUGACAGGAUGAAACCAUCAGCCCAGAUCCGUGGCCCACCCACCUCUUCAUCUGGUAAUGCAAACGCAAACAUGACAAAGCAGUUCACCAAAUCAUCUGGUCAGAAAAUUCCUGGGGGCUUCCAAAGAUACAGCAGUCCAGUUGGGAAUAAUAGAGAAGCUGAUAGGCAGCUGUUUAGCUCAUCGAGAGGCAUAUGGCCUAAAUCUUUUCCCACCAUUGCAAUGAUGAUGAGGCCAGCUGAUCCUGCCGGAACUAACACACAGUACAGGCGCCUGAGCUUCUCCAGCUUGGAAGCUUUUAGAUCAUCGAGCAACAACAGGAACGGUGCUGCUGAGGGAGUGAUCAGAAAGGAUAUUAUGCAGUGGAUGAUGCUGCCAAACUAGUUGAAGAAACUAAACCUUCUAGUGUUUUUUUCAUGGGACAAAAAUGGGGUACCCGGAACGAUGAUCCUGUGAAUUCUUCUGGCGUUUUCCUGGCUUUUAAGAACACGCUUUUGUGUUGAUUUCUUGCUGUUCUGUUCUCAUCGCAUUACCGCCUUCUCCAGGCUUUUUGGUCUUUCGUUUUACUACUGGGUAGGCUUUUUGUAUAUUUUUUGUAGACCGUCUCUGCUGGAAACACCAAGGUUUCAAGAUGUAAUAUAGGUUGCGGCUGCAUUCUAAUUGUC